This is a messenger RNA of Protomyces lactucae-debilis, 710 nucleotides long. RefSeq lists its product as uncharacterized. The record is from RefSeq and is a predicted model, not a curated record. The transcript is spliced from 5 exons. Lineage: Eukaryota; Fungi; Ascomycota; Taphrinomycetes; Taphrinales; Protomycetaceae. The coding region runs from base 182 to 583 and encodes 133 amino acids.
UCCCGGGCAUGACUCUGUUUCAGUGAUGCCAGACUGGGGCCAAGUGUACCAUGUGAAGAGUCUCGGCGGUACAUCUGGAUCACUGAGCAAGUCUCUCAGAAGGAGACAAGAGAAAGAGACAAGAGAAACACUCUACAACAGCUACACCCACUACAUACACAGGUAUCUAGGACACUCCUGAAUGAACUUGGAAGACUCCCACACCAUCUCCAUGCCUACGAGUGACCAUACUGCACUGGAUCAUCCAGCAUCAAACGAAUUCCCCAUAGCUGAAGCAGAAGACACAGUGCUCCAGCCACUCCAGACACUGAACCAGGCACAACUCGAUACUGAACUGCAGGACAUCCUGGCAGAGCUGCAACAAAGGGAAGAGGCGCUGAAGGAUCGUUUCAAUGCGCUGUGCAAGCAGCUUGGCAACUGGGCAAAGGAGGGACUCGACUCGAGUGAGCACUUGAGUCUCGAUCUAUUGACCAUGGAGCGUCGCUUUGUUGAUGAGAAGCAUAAGGAGCUGGAGGAGAGGCGCAUCAACCUCGUCACUGUCAUUCAGAGUGUCCAGCAAGCAUCCAUGCUACUGCGGGACUAGAGCACGAUUGCAAGAGACUCAUAGAUCUGCCAGUUCAUCCAUUGUACGCACCACCACCUCAAGCGAGUCAAAGAAGGCAUUGAGACUGACUCGGCUGGUACGUGCACUGGUGCAUUGAAAGCGACAC